UAGAUUGGAUAAUUUGGACAUGCGCCGGAUCGAUUUCAAAGGUAGUGAAUCAAAACAAAGAACUUGCAAUCUGUCAAAAUGUCGGUCAACGCUCAGGUACAUUUGACCAAUAAUGAAAACAUUAAAAUAAACGAUAAAACUCUUAAACCCCUAUUUUCCAAGCAAGCGGAGUGUUCAUAUGUGUCUUGUUAUUGCGAAGAAAAUGUAUGGAAAUUGUGUCAGGAUGUAUCACUAAGAAUACCGGAGGAGUUGGAUCGGUGCUUCGUGGUAUUUAUAUCUAACCCUUGCCGCACGGUGCCUCUCUGGAAACAAAGGGCUGGGCGCGAGGAAGAUCGUCUCGUCAUAUGGGACUAUCAUGUGAUAUUCUUGUACUCUUGGGACUGCAAGACUUGCCUUGUCUACGAUCUGGACUCUGAGUUGCCUUUUCCAACAUUCUUCCAUAAAUAUGUCACUGAGACAUUUCGUACAGAUCAGGUGUUAAAAUCUGAUUUUCACAGAUUCUUUCGUGUUGUGCCUGCAAAACAAUUCCUGCAACAUUUUGCAUCUGAUCGUCGUCACAUGAAGAGACCUGAUGGAUCAUGGAUUAAGCCCCCACCUCCAUAUCCAGCCAUCUGCACCUCAGUGGCAACAAACAACCUAGAUGAGUACAUCAACAUGGAUAUUGGAUCAGGAUUGGGGCAGGUUUUGAGUCUGACAGAAUUAGUGCAACGGUUUUAUAAGAUAGAGAAGUAGUAUAAACGAGAACCAGUUGUGGUGCAUGCCUGCCUGAGAAAAUCAGUAGUUAAAUGAAAAUUUUUAUCAUAUACAUUUUGAAUGUAACUGAAGGUUGUAAGAAAAAUACAACUCAGGCAGACAACACCAUUAGAUAGUCAAAUGGCGCAUUUGUUAAUUUAAAAUUUUCCAUGGCAGAGAUCAUGGUUUUAGUUGAUUAUGUUAUAGUAAUCUUUGUUAAUUAUUUUGUUGUUCCUGUGAUUAUUUAAUUAUUUAUUACCAUUACUUAAAAAUCUAUUAUAACCUAAAGUCAGCCUAUAGCUUAUAAAUAUACAGAGCACAGUGAAUUUCAAUUUUGCCCACCUAUUACACAAACAAGUGUCUUGCACAAGAAAACUAUGAAUAACCACUCAUUUUAAAGCAUAGAGGUACAAUAAUAUAAAGAGGAAAUGGCGCCUCCCCCGUUUGACUGAAUGAGAUGCUCUUAUGGAACUUUCAGUAGGAGUAGCAGAGAAAGCGUUAUUAUUGUUUGUCCUUAUAGUCUCACAUUUUUUUAAUUCCCUACCGUAAAUUUGUAUGGUUUAUGGUGGGCUGCAAAUCUACUCGAUUGCGUAUGUUCUGUCCCUCACGGGAGCACGCAUAUAGCUCAUCUAUGUAAAGGUCUGUUUUAAAGCCACUUAACUUAUUGGUCAAAUUUCUAUGUACUAUGUUAAUUUAUCUUUGUUUAAACCUUUUAUUUACAUCUGUUCAUUAUAAUUUUUAAUUCUAUCAAUAUAAAAUGCCUGGAGGCGCACAGUGGAAAAGCCGUCUGGACCGCGAAUAAUGAAAAUUCCUUCUGAGAGCCCUAUGUCCCUGAUGAGGGAAUUGAGGGAUAACAAGAUACCAUCAUCAAUAUAAAAUUAGUGUGUAACAUACGUAGGAUUGUUGACCAAUGAAUUAUUACAUAUAAAUGUUAUCAAAUAUUUCUAUUCCUUCAAAGAUAAACUGAUGCCUGUAUUUAGAUAGAACAAUUCUAAAAAAACUUAGUAGUUUUACAGAGAUGCUCGUGCUUUACAUUUACAGCAUCUCAAUUUUAUAAAAGCAUGUUAGUUAGGUAAAGGGAACCUGUGCUAACAUUGGUCGGCCCUCCAAAUUUCAACCACCUAUAUACUCCACAGUAAUUUUGGCGGCUGAUAUUAGAAAGGUGGCUGAUGUUAGGGCAUGUUAGCCCACAACAUAUUAUAUCAUAUAAUUAUGUAUAUGUCUGUAAAGUUAAUUGUUCUUCUGUUUCCUUGAAUUAUGAAGAGUAUAUUUUAUCUCUACCUCUUGUUCUCGGUUUGACUGAAGAAGUAAUCCUUAUUUACGGAUUGUAUGUUACCUUGAGUGAUAAAUUAAAGUUUAAGUAAUUUAUUAUAUGUAGUAGCGUUAACGGUCACGAAGUAGCUUUUGUAUGUUGUUAAAUCUAUUGAAUAAUUUUUGUAUUAACUUUUAUACACUCUUUUUAUCCUGCCCUAGCACCUUUAGCAGUUAGUAAGAGAAAAAUCUCAAAUAUUACAUAGUGUAAGUUAAAAGUGAAACUCCUUAUUGUUGAAAAUAUUUGCAUAAGUGCAUCAGGAUAAGUGUUAUGUUACAUAAAUUUGUCUAUUUUAUGAACACAUAUAUGUUAAAGCUUCGUGCGUCAUGUCAUUGAAAUCAGACAUUGUAAUUUGUCGCUCUUGUACGUCGCAUGUGAUUGUAUUCCCUUGCUCAUAAACUUUCGUCCUUUUACCCAAAUAAAAUAAAAAACUUCGACCUGCCUGCCAUUGAUCAAUUCUGAACUUUUUGAGUCCAUAGGGCAGGAGAUAUACGUAUAAAAUACUUUAUUACAAUUAAUCUAAUUCUAUCAUAUCUAAUUAACCCUUUUUAAAUUGGGCAUAGGAAAAGCCCCUUUAUACUUGCUAUUACGCUUAAACCUUAAGAUAUAAGCCUGUUAAAUAGUCAUCCUUGUUCUGAUGUGAAAGUGCUUGAGGAUGAUACAAAGGGCCAUAUUACAUAACAACUUGUAACAUUUAGGGCACUUUUACCCUGGGCUAAUUAAACUAAGCUUUAUUAAGUAUAGGGUCAUAUGGUGUAAGAUAAAUAGUUCAGUUUGAGGAUUCUAUACAAGUGUUUCUUUUGCCCCAUCUAACGUUAUAGCGGAUACACCUAAAACCACGUUUAAAUUUUACGGAUACCUAGUUGUUUUAAUCAGAAACGAUUUCAAAAACUAUGCAUGUUUUAAACCAGAUUCAGAAUUGAAAAACAGCCAUUAUGAGAACCACUUCUUAUAAAAUAAGUUGAUGAAAUUUCAAGUGUUAACAAGUGUUUAUGCAAUGGACCUUAGAUUUGAGAGAAGUGAAUAUUUUCGCAAAAGCCCCUCUCUAACUUCCAGUGUAAUAGUAAUACCUAUACUUAAAGAUAGUUAAGUGUAAGACAAAAGUCUCAUUGUUGGUUUUUUAAUAUUAUUAGAUUUUGCAUUUAUUUAAAAUAUUUCUGUAGGGUUGUAUUCAAAUUUUACUAGUUUAAGUAUAUCUUCGUAUCAGAUGUGUUUCAAUUGUUGCAUUCUACAAUAUUUUUGACGCUGGAUAUGCUUUUGUGGCUUAUUUGUAUAAAAAUGUACUCAAUUUUAUUACAAUCUAAAAAUCUAUUAAUCUAGUCAUAAUUCCUGUUCUCUACUUUUAAGGAUGUAUUGUUAACACUUAAAUAAGCACCUAUAUUAUGAAGGCGUAGCUGGUUUAAUAGUUGGGACCAAUCUGAAGACUGUGGUGGAACCCGUUGUGUAGAGAAUCCAGUACCGGGGGGUGUAAUGUCCCACUGGUUACGCCUUUGACCUAUAAACAAACUAGAAACCAGUACAUUGUAAAGACUGUUUACCUUCGUACAACGUUGCGUUUCUUUGUAAAGAGUUAGUUGUAGAUGUCGUGUCGCCACUGUUCCUUAUGGCAAGGCUACACAGUUUUUGAGCACUUUGACCGUUAGCCGCCUAAAGCGCAAAUAUAUUCAUGGUGUUAUUUAAACGAUCUCUUAUUUUUCAAUGUCAUCAUAUAAACACGAGGAAGAUUCUCAUCCAUUUAAACCUGCAUUAAAUUUAAAGUGAUUUCUAAGCGAGUAUAAACGUAUUUGUUGCAAAAUAUUUUUCUUUUAUUACUUUUUUUAAAUGUCAAUAUUAUUAUUUAUUUAUUAUCUAUUGAUUUUCGCUAAUAACGCAAUCAAACCCUUUUUUUUAAUUCGAAGGAACACACAAUUGUAUGAAAGUUGACAGUCUUUAAUAUUAACUUGUUUACAUUAAUCCGCAAUUAUUAUUGUUAUGAAUUCAAUCCUUACCUUCCUUCUACGUCUUUAAAAUUUUAUCUAUUGACUGACUGAGUGAUAAAUUGUGCUUGUGCUUUUAAUGUACCAAGUUACAUGGUUUUAUUUUAAGAUUGCAAAAAAUAAAACACCACACGCU
Cydia strobilella is the source of this 4156-nucleotide messenger RNA. It is a transcript of the gene tun, whose product is annotated as protein N-terminal glutamine amidohydrolase. Gene Ontology annotation, cellular component: nucleus; cytosol. NCBI's taxonomy places the organism in Eukaryota, Metazoa, Arthropoda, Insecta, Lepidoptera, Tortricidae. Gene Ontology annotation, molecular function: protein-N-terminal asparagine amidohydrolase activity; protein-N-terminal glutamine amidohydrolase activity. The record is from RefSeq and is a predicted model, not a curated record. The transcript has 5 exons. Bases 79 to 732 code for a protein of 217 amino acids.